Molecule: messenger RNA, 623 nt
Organism: Laccaria bicolor S238N-H82
Lineage: Eukaryota; Fungi; Basidiomycota; Agaricomycetes; Agaricales; Hydnangiaceae
Exons: 2
Source: RefSeq, a predicted model, not a curated record
CGCUAUAAAACCAACUCUUGCAACCUCGAAACAACAUGUCCGAAGAACCGCUUUUCGAUCCCUCUCUCAAAAAACGCAAAAAGAAAACAGUAGCGUUCACCGAAGAUCCAUUGGGCGCAGACGCAGACCCCACAGCGCCCCCUCCAGAUUCUAUCGAUGGAACGACUAUCAACGGUGAUCCCGUCGAUUUGGGCCCGACGACGGCUCAUGAGCGGAUGAAAGAGGAGAAGGAGAAGCCCGCAGACGAUGAUUUCAAAACUAUGUUUGGGGAUAUCAAGAAGAAGAAAAAGAAGAAGGAGAUUCCUAUGGAUUUCGGAGACGACUCGGGAACAUCCACACCCGCUGCUACCACCGAACCCACACCAUCAGCAGCAGCAACAGCUACAAUCACACCCGACGACCUCGACUUUUCCGACCUCAAAAAGAAAAAGAAAUCCACCAAGAAAAAAGCCGCGUUCGACUUGGAAGCGUUCGAGAAGGAGCUUAAUGACUCUAAAGCCAAAUCCACCACGGCAGAGGAAGACGACGAAGACGGCCCAGAGCCAGAUACUACGCACCUCGACCACAUCGACGAGGCGGAGCUGGGGGACGAUCCGUUCGCUCAGCAAGGGGGGGACGCACCC